Molecule: messenger RNA, 852 nt
Organism: Quercus lobata
Lineage: Eukaryota; Viridiplantae; Streptophyta; Magnoliopsida; Fagales; Fagaceae
Product: transcription factor MYC2-like
Exons: 1
Coding region: 1-852 (283 amino acids)
Biological process (GO): regulation of DNA-templated transcription
Cellular component (GO): nucleus
Molecular function (GO): transcription cis-regulatory region binding; DNA-binding transcription factor activity; protein dimerization activity
Source: RefSeq, a predicted model, not a curated record
AUGUCUCAGCCUAGUAAAGCAAUUAGUGAAGAUAGAGUUGCAGAAGCUACUGCUUCCAUAGCUUCAAUCUUUCCACCAAACAAUUCUGAGUCUUCUGGUUCAGCACCUAAUGAAACAAUUCCACAAAUCUCUCAUUCCAUAGCAUCAGUAUUCCCACCAACCAAGUCUCAGUCUGACAGUUCAGAAUCCAAUGAAAGAAACCUACAACCACAACAGACUCAUCCCAUACAGUCAAUCUUCCAGCCAACCAAGUCGCAUACAAGCAGUUCGGAUAGCCUGCAUAAAUGUUCUUCUUCUACUUCAAUACAAGCACAUUUCCGAUCAAAUAAAUUGGAACAUUCUACUGAAUCAAUCCAAAACAGUACUUCAAUCCGAUUGUCUGAACCUGAAAGAGUUCCUCUGAGUAGAGUGGAAGAAAGGUUGAGCAGAGAUCAGAUUAAGCAGCUGAUACAUAUGCUUCGAGUCAUGGUUCCAGCCAAUUCAAAAACGAGCUUGGAAUGCCUCCUCGACAGCACGACAACGUAUAUAAACGAGCUGAAGGGGAAACACCAGAGUUCGGAGUGCCAUAAGGAGUACUUGCAGAAGCAAUUGGAGAGCUUGGUGAAUAAUAUCAACGUGGGGAUAGCGGGAAGGAAUGCGACGAUUUUGAUCCAAUGUAGUAAGAAUCACUCACCCUCGACCUUAAUGGUGGCGUUGAUGGAGCUAGAGUUAGAUGUGUACAAUGCGACCUGGACAGUGGUAAACGAUUUGAUGAUGCUACAUGCUGUGGUGAACAUGGAAAGUGGAUUUUACACACAAGAGCAGCUCAGGCUAGCGUUAUUGGCCAAACUUGGCCUAGCAUUCUUUCAGUAG